AUGAUUCCGCUGGCGGUGCUGGUGACCACCUGGAGCGGGUUGCACCGGCAUCUUCUUGCCCAGGAGCUGCGGGCACUGGAGCACGAGCAGGCCGAGUGGCUGGAGCAGAACAAGCGGUUGCUGAUUUCGAUCGCGAUCUACCGGUCGCCGCAACGCAUAGCGGAGCUCGCCGAGCGGGAAUUGGGACUGGCACCGAUCAGCGCGGACCUCGUGACCAUCGUCGAGCCGGGGGCGCAGGCCGUCGUCCAGCGGCAGGGGACGACGUGA
This is a messenger RNA of Geodia barretti, 267 nucleotides long. The record is from the annotation of a GenBank genome assembly. NCBI's taxonomy places the organism in Eukaryota, Metazoa, Porifera, Demospongiae, Tetractinellida, Geodiidae.